Heterocephalus glaber (naked mole-rat) is the source of this 5563-nucleotide messenger RNA. It is a transcript of the gene Arhgef10, whose product is annotated as Rho guanine nucleotide exchange factor 10. The record is from RefSeq and is a predicted model, not a curated record. Gene Ontology annotation, biological process: positive regulation of stress fiber assembly; mitotic spindle assembly; actin cytoskeleton organization. Lineage: Eukaryota; Metazoa; Chordata; Mammalia; Rodentia; Bathyergidae. Gene Ontology annotation, cellular component: centrosome. Gene Ontology annotation, molecular function: protein binding; guanyl-nucleotide exchange factor activity.
CGCGGGGGGACGCGGAACGACGGGGGACGACGGGGGACGCGGACCCGGGUGCACGGCCGCCACACGCUGAGCCGCGGGUGGCGGUGCCCACUUCGGACGUGACGGGCAGCAGUUCCUGACCAGGCACUGUGCAGAGGCUGCGGCCCGAACAUGGACCCGGGAGAGGCACCUCGGCUCACCGCAGCUCCUGCAGAAAACGAAGUGAAAUAUGACACCAGUAACAAAGAGGCUGAAGAGGGAGAGCAGUUCGACUUUGACAGUGGGGAUGAAGUCCCUGAAGCAGACCGCCAAGCCCCGCCCCAGCCGGGCGCCUGGGGUGCAGGAGGGGGUGCAGCCCAGGGUCCUGCCAGCGCAUCCCCCGAGGAGGGAGGUGACAAGGGACCCGGAGCAGAAGCCUUCGAAGUGGCAGAACCUGCCAAGCUCUUGGUCCCAAAGGUGAACCCGUACUCUGUCAUCGACAUCACGCCCCUGCAGGAGGAUGCACUGCCACCCCCAGACCCAGCCACUGAGGAGGACGGUGUGGGUCCGCACGUGCCCAGCGGGUAUUUGGUGCCGGUUCCCUGUGGCUACGCUGUCCCCUCCAGCCUGCCCAUGCUGCUGCCUGCCUACUCAAGCCCUGUCAUCAUCCGCACCGAGUCUGUGGAUGAGGAAGCAGAAGCCCCGGAAGUUGUGGGUGACCACCAGUCCCACUCCCUGAGCUCCGAGGACCCUCUGCUCAGCGGUGAUCAAAGCAGCAGGGAAGACAGCGCCCUUGCGCGGUGGGCUGUGGACCCGGCCAACACAGCGUGGAUGGAAAACCCGGAAGAAGCCAUUUAUGACGAUGUCCCCAGGGAAAACUCAGACUCCGAGCCAGAUGGAAUGCUUUAUGAUGACGUUGAGAAUGGAGAGCAAGGUGGAAACAGCUCUGUGGAGUAUGGGUGGAGCUCCAGUGAAUUUGAGAGCUACGAAGAGCAGAGUGACUCGGAGUGCAGGAGCGGCGUUCCCCGGCCCUUCCUGCGCAGCAGCCACAGGAAGCAAAUGCAGAAGCUCAUGAAGGCGGCCAAGGAGGGCACCAGGGACGGGCUGGAGCGCACCAAGGCCGCCGUGAAGAGGGGCCGCUCCUUCAUCAGGACCAAGUCCUUCGUCUCCCCAGACCACAGAUCCUGUCUGGAAGAGGAGCAGAGCUUGUUCAUUGACGUGGACUGCAGGCACCCGGAGGCAGUGUUGACGCCGAUGCCUGAGGGACUGUCUCAGCAGCAGGUUGUAAGAAGAUAUAUUCUGGGUUCCAUUGUUGAAAGUGAAAAAAACUACGUAGAUGCUCUUAAGAGGAUUUUGGAGCAAUACGAGAAGCCGCUGUCUGAGAUGGAGCCCCGGGUCCUGAGUGAGAGGAAGCUGAAGAUGGUGUUCUACCGUGUCAAGGAGAUCUUGCAGUGCCACUCCAUGUUCCAGAUCGCACUGGCCAGCCGUGUGGCUGAGUGGGACGCCGUGGAAACCAUCGGCGAUGUCUUCGUGGCUUCGUUUUCCAAGUCCAUGGUGCUGGAUGCGUACAGUGAGUAUGUGAACAACUUCGGCACCGCAGUGGCCAUCCUCAAGAAGACGUGUGCCACAAAGCCCACUUUUCUCGAGUUUUUAAAGCAGAGCCAGGAGGCGAGUCCCGACCGUGUCACGCUCUGCAGCCUGAUGAUGAAGCCCAUCCAGCGAUUCCCGCAGUUCAUCCUCCUGCUCCAGGACAUGCUGAAGAACACCCCCCGAGGACACCCCGACAGGCUGCCCCUUCAGAUGGCGCUGACAGAGCUGGAAACCUUGGCAGAGAAGUUAAACGAAAGGAAAAGAGAUGCCGAUCAGCGCUGUGAAAUCAAACACAUCGCAAAAGCCAUCAACGAAAGAUACCUAAACAAGCUCCUCUGCAGCGGGAGCCGACGCCUCAUCCGCUCUGACGACGUGAUAGAGACAGUGUACAACGACAAGGGCGAGAUCACCAAGACCAAGGAGCGCCGGCUGCUCAUGCUGAACGACGUGCUCAUGUGCGCCACCGUCAGCUUCCGCCCCUCACAGGAGAGCCACGUGGGAGCCAGCCAGCGGUACCUGCUCAAGUGGAGUGUUCCCCUGGGCCACGUGGAAGUGAUGGAGUACAGCAAUGGCCCCGGCAUAGGGGAGCACAGCCGGCACCCCGCCGUGCACCCGCCUGAGAGCCUGGCUGUGUCUGCUAACGCCAAGCCAUACAAAACUUACCUGGGGCCGGGACAGCUUUACCACGAUCUGCAGAACCUGCUACAUGACCUGAACGUCGUUGGCCAGAUCGCCCAGCUGAUAGGGAGCCUCAGAGGGAACUACCAGAACUUAAACCAGUCGGUAGCCCAUGACUGGACCUCAGGCUUACAGAGCCUGAUUUUGAAGAAAGAAGAUGAAAUCAGAGCUGCCGACCGCUGCAGAAUUCAGUUACAGCUGCCUGGGAAGCAGGACAAGUCUGGGCGGCCUACUUUCUUCACAGCCGUGUUCAACACAUUCACCCCUGCCAUCAAAGAGGCCUGGACCAGCAACCUGCAGAUGGCCAAGCUCGCCCUGGAGGAGGACAACCAUCUGGGCUGGUUCUGUGUGGACGACGAUGGGAGUCAGACCAAGAGGGACACGCACCCGCUCCUGGUGGGACACAUGCCUGUGAUGGUGGCCAGGCAGCCGGAGUUCAAGAUCGAAUGUGCUGCUUAUAACCCCGAGCCUUACCUAAAUAAUGAAAGCCAACGAGAUUCGCUCUCCAUGGCGCGCGGCUUCCUGUGGAUCGGAAGUUGUAGCAGCCAGAUGGGUCAGAUUGCCAUCAUCUCCUUCCAAAACUCCAGCCCCAAAGUCAUUGAGUGCUUCAACGUGGAGUCGCGCAUCCUGUGCAUGGUGUACGUGCCCGUCCAGGAGCAGCACCGAGAGCCCAGCGCAGCCUCAGACCCCGAGCCCCUGACCACCCGCACUUCCGACGUGCCCACCAUCUGCCUGGGCACGGAGGAAGGAAGCAUUUCCGUUUAUAAAAGCAGCCAAGGCUCAAAGAAAGUGAGGCUGCAGCACUUCUUCAGCCCUGAGAAGUCCACGGUCGUGAGCCUCGCCUCCUCGCCGCGCGGCCUGCACGCUGGCCUGGUCAACGGCUCGGUGGCCAGCUACGCCAAGGCCGCAGAUGGAUCCUGGAAUGUGGAACCACAGAAAGUCAUAGACUUAGGCGUCCUUCCAGUCAGGAGCCUCCUGGUGAUGGAGGACACUUUGUGGGCGGCAUCUGGAGGCCAAGUGUUCAUCAUCGGCACCGAGACGCAUGCUGUCCAGGGAGUGGCAGCCGCCACUCAAUCCCUCUCGGCGCGGGGCCGCUAGUCUGAAGCGUGCCAUCCACGGCUGGGAGAGGGGCACACCCUCUCCUCGGAGAACCUCACCCACCUGGAUCCGAACUCAAACCCGGCAAAGCCUGGAGCCUCAGGAGGCCGGAGCAGUGGGUGCUGCUACCAGUUGGCCCGAGGAGGCCUCUCCUAGGGUGCCAGACACCAAAGCUGCCGUGCAGAAAAAGAAAAUGUGCACAGGCAUCCUGGAGUGCUUUCAUGUGUGAUACUGUACGUGUAUGGAAGUAUUUAAGAACUUGGGAAAGUUUCUUACAUAAUGACCAAGAAUCAGUGUUCUUAAUAUACGAAGAAUUCUCCUAACCCUUAAGAAGGCGGCCGACCUGAUAGAAAACACGGAGAGGGCUGGGAAAGACAGAUCCUGUGUGCGUGAGGGUGACACACAGCAGAAUCCUUGCACACAGCCUUGGUCUCACUGAUACGAAAACAAGGCGCUGCUAAGAAGCUCGGUGUUUAGAGCAGCUUCGGGCGCAGCACUCGGAGCAGAAGGCACCUGCUCCCAUCCAGGGGCCCCUCGGCAUGCACAGACGUGUGCGGGCCCGUGUCCACACUGCUGGCUCACACGCAGCAGUUGCGCUGCCCCAGACCCCUUCCCGUCCACGCAUCCCUGCUCCUGGCUGGUGGCCACUGGCCUCCAAGACUGUUCUCCACACUGGCGGAGGAAGCAGGGACUGUCCGGCCCAGGUGGUGGGCAGAGCUCUGCAGGAGGGACCUCUGCCGGUGUGUCUGACGCUCACGCUCCCCCGUGUCAGUUGCUGUUUGGAGCAGCUAACACCCUGGGACCCAGAUGAGCUGGAGCAAGCACAGAAGAGCCCACCACAGCGGCGCUGGGCGCCCCACAGGCCGGAGCUGUCCCUGGGGAGCCUGCGCAGGACCAGUUCUUAGAGCUGCACUGUGCAGCCGCAGAGGCGCAGGGGGAGCAUGCAUGCCCCGAGCCACGGUCCUGGUGCCCACUGGCCGCACCUUGGCGAGGACAGAUGGGGUCAUGUGUAUGGCCGUGUGUCAGGGCGUGUGGGUGCAGCUGUGCAAGUGAGCAGGGCUGCCCUUCUCACCGUACCUCUCGCAUGCCCCACCAUGGGUUGGAGCUUUUCUGCGGUGACGGUGACAGUGACACAGCCCGGUUAUCCGUCCACCCUCAAUGCCUCCUCCCGGCCCCGAGUGCAGGGCUCAGCAGUGUUUCUCAGGCAUCCAAAUUAGUCUCAUGCUUAGACGCCUUUACCUUCACAUGGGGGCAGGAAGCAGGAAGAGAAGUGUACCAGCUGGGGCCUCCCCUCAUGAGGGGUGUUGAACGGCUGUGUAAGUCUGGAAAUUCAGGCUCUGGUCACUGCCAGCUCCUCAGAGAACCCAUCUGCUUAGGGUCCAGGGGUGGUGAACGGGGCCCGUGUACCACAGCAGGCUGUUGAUCACUGAAAGCUCCCAGGUUCGCCGUCAGUGAAAGGGUUAGCCCAUUCUUCAGGCUAAAGGUCCACGAGUCACAUCUUCAGGUUCCACAGAGCCCGUCCCAGGACAUGUGUGUCCCGUGAUGUCACCCAGGUGGCACGGCAGCUCCCAGUGCAGAGAAUUUGUGCGUGUGCUGGGGACCAAACCCAGAGCACCCCGGCCCUCUGAGGACCUGUACAUUGUGAUGGCGGCUUCAUCGGAACGAGCGGGGCUGGGGAGGAGCUCGGAGGGCCGUAGGGGAGAAGCAGCCUUGGCAGAGCUGAGCAGUCAGACUCGGGAGCACCGGAGCCUGCUGUUCUGAUUUGCCUUCCGUGUUCCCCAGGCCCCAGCCCGCCGGGUGGUGAUGGAGGACAGGAGAGGCAGCGCCUUGCUUGGGGUCAGGGCUUUUUCGCUCAGCUGCUCACAGUGGCUGUUGUGUGUCCACCCACCUGCUGCUUUGUAUCUCCUGCAUUCUCAGUGAGAAGCCCUUGGUCAAGCACAGAGCUGCAGCUGGCCAGUGCUACCAGGCUGGGCAGUGCCAUAGCUGGGUGCCGGGUAGCUGUGCAGCCACCAUCAGCCUCUGAGUUCCCUCGCUGGCCUUGAGCCCUGGUGGUGUCACCUUGGUGACCGUGCCCCUAGAAAGGCCCAGGGUUGGAACCCAGCCCAGCCACAUACCACGGGUGACCAGGGCACCUCGCAGCCAGGCCCCUGUGCUCUGGGGCCAUUGUCCUUCCUCGGCUGUGGGCAGAGGGCACGGCAUGGCCCACAGGAGCACAGGAGCCCUGCACCCUCCAUGAGCA